Messenger RNA from Loxodonta africana (African savanna elephant), 18099 nucleotides. It is a transcript of the gene LCORL, whose product is annotated as ligand dependent nuclear receptor corepressor like. Gene Ontology annotation, molecular function: DNA binding. Gene Ontology annotation, cellular component: nucleus. NCBI's taxonomy places the organism in Eukaryota, Metazoa, Chordata, Mammalia, Proboscidea, Elephantidae. Bases 733 to 6177 code for a protein of 1814 amino acids. Gene Ontology annotation, biological process: regulation of transcription by RNA polymerase II. The record is from RefSeq and is a predicted model, not a curated record. The transcript is spliced from 14 exons.
CGCCGCCGCUGCUGCUCAGUGCCGGAGCCCUCGGUGCGCGGCGGAGAGGAGAGGAUUCCGGCGGGAACUCGACUCUUGGCGCCACCGCCUCAUGCACUGUGUAGAUCAGCUUUCUCUGGAAUGGGCACAAGUGUGUAUCUUUUCCAGUCGGUUGCCCAGGAAGCUGUCUUCCAGAUUUUUCGGCAUUAGACAAGUUUUGAGAGUAUUUUAGAAGGGCUUUAUGGACCACGGCUACGAAGAGACCUCAGUUUGUUUGAAGAUGUAGUUGAUUUAAUUCCUGUGUAUUCCAUCUGGCAAGGUCCACGUGUACAGUCGCUGUUUAUGUUGUUCAGAAAAGGGAAUAAUUACAAGAUGCGAGGUGAACGAUGUUCAAACAAGGAGUGCUGGAGAGAGACGGAGGAUCUGUGAAAUGGUGAGAGGCUACCGCAGAUGAGGCAAUUAAAAACUUUGUGGCUUGUUAAGAUGACAACUAAUAAGUAGAAUUUUGUCCCAGAUAUUCAGAGACUUCAAAUCCAAUGAUCUUUCCAUUACCCUCUACUAGAUGUUAUGUUCCCAUUCCGUUAUUUUUUUUAAGUUCAGGUUCAGCACACGAAUUUGUUUGGGAAGAGAAAUCUGGAGGUUUCUGCUGCAUGGAAAACUCUGUAAUUUAUUACAUCAGUUGGAUUAUAAAGAACAGAUAGUCUUGUGGGAAAAAAUCCAUACUGUGAACCAGAAGAGCUGACUGACUGGUCUAUGGAUGAAAAAUGUUCAUUUUGUAACCUACAGAGAGAAGCAGUCAGUGAUUGUAUACCAUCUCUUGAUUCUUCACAGUCAACACCAACGGAGGAGCUAUCAUCUCAGGGCCAGUCCAACACUGAUAAGAUUGAAUGCCAAGCAGAAAAUUACCUACAUGCACUCUUUCGAAAGAAAGAUCUUCCUCAGAACUGUGAUCCUAACAUUCCCCUAGUUGCUCAGGAAUUAAUGAAAAAGAUGAUACGUCAGUUUGCAAUUGAGUACAUUUCAAAAAGUGGUAAAAUUCAAGAGAACAGAAAUGGUUCAAUUGGACCAAGUCUAAUAUGUAAAAGUAUCCAAAUGAAUCAAGCAGAAAGCUCCCUUCAGGAAGAGCAGGAAGGCCCCUUAGACCUCACUGUGAAUCGAAUGCAAGAACAAAAUACUCAGCAAGGGGAUGGCGUGUUAGAUCUCUCUACAAAGAAAACCAGCGUAAAACCUGAAGAAUCAUCCCUGUGUGACCCUCCUUCUGAGAAUUCAAUGGCUGGUUCAACUGUUGAUGCAAAUUCAGAGGAAGCUACUAAAAUGGAUAAAGAAAAAUCAGCAUUAAGCAGAGUUUUGGAAUCUUUGUGCAUACAUCACCGGCAACAAAUUUUGGCUGUGUUGAAAUUUCUAGUUCAAGAGCAAAAUGCUGCUUCUCUUUGUUGUUGUAAUACAUCAUAUGCUGUGUCUUCAGACUCUCAAAAGCCCCUAAUCGAAGAUGAUUUACAUGGUCUAUUUUGUAGUUGUGGGGAAUAUAGACUGGCAGAAAGAGGGUGUUUACAAAAUGCAAGACAAAGUCCUGGGUUAGCACCUCUGUCAGACUGUAUCCAAGAUUCACAUUGUUUAUCCUGCCAAACUGUAGCUAUUGAACACAUUAAGACAGUAAUGAAUAGAAGAAGUUCAAACGGUUAUAAUUCUCUCAGGUGCUGUUCUGGACAGUUGUCGAACAUUCACUCUACAAAAUCAGCCUUUCACACUCCUCCUUUGUCCAGGGAAGUAUGUGAUCUUUCAGUCAAUCUUAAAGAUGUGUGUAGGUCUCGAAGUCCCUCACCCCCGCCAUUAUCACCUGUGCAGACUGAAGAAUUUGAAAAAUUGAAAGAUGUUAUUUCAAAAUGUUCAGCCUUAGAAAAUAACAGACUUGAAACAAACAUUAACCAGCCUCCAUCUCUCAUACCAGCAGAAGUCAGCAGUGACAAGGAUGAUCAUGAAGGUAAAAUAUAUAAAACUAAAACACCCAUUAACUCUGAUUCUUUGCUCUUGGGAGACGGCAAUAACUGUAAUGCAAAUCAGGAAAAAGGUGAAAACAGUUUAAUUUUUCAAGAUUUAAUAGAUCGUAUUAAUGAAAAGUUAAAGUCAAUAGAAGCUACAGAUAUGACAAACUUUGUGAAAUCAUCUAGUGGGGAUUGUAAUACAGAUAAUGACUUAAAAUUGGGAAAUUUAAUAACCUCUCUCUUGCACAAUGCAAAGGCCGAUGAUUACAGUUUUAUGGAGUUACUGAGUCAACACGAUAAAGUAGAAAAUAAAAUUAUUCAGACAAGAUUUCAAAAGCGACAGCAAACCCUCUUUGCAAUGCACAACUCUCCUGAUUCACCCAUAGUUAGAAGGCAGUCUUUACAGAUAAAAAGAGAACUGGCUAGCCUUGGUGAAAAUUUUAUAAGAAAAAGAUACACUGAAAAAAAGUUGAGGAAAUCCAUGCGCAAUAGUGAGAUAUUUUCAAUGGACAAAGGCCCAGCCUAUCAUUGUCAGGGACCUUCUUUACAAAAUUUUAAAAGCCAUCAAGAUAAAAACCAUGCGGGAGCAUCAUUUUCACCAGAUUCCACAUUACAGCCAUUGCAACUACCUCUUCAUAGUUUAGAAACCAACUUGGCUUUUGACACAUGUUCAGGAAACUGUAAAACAACCCCUGAGAAAAUGAGCACAAGAAAACCACAGGAGAAAUCUGCAGCUGGGGGGAAAAAACUGCAGAACUAUAGGGAGAAUCCAAAAUUUGAAACCAUCCAUACUCCUUCAAAAAGUGAUGUUCCUGGACUUCUGAGUAGAACUAAACGAAAUAUCGUGCCUCCAGGGUGGUAUUCUAUAUAUGUGACAAAUAAUUAUGUAUUUAAAAAAUCUAAGCCUAAAAAAGUAUCUGAAUCCAUACCAAAAAAAGAUACAGUGAAAAAUAUUCAGAUUGAAAGCUCACACAAUAUAGAUCUAAACAAAAUUGCAAUGCAUUCAAAUUUACAAGUUGUUGUCGAGCGCUUGGAAGAUACAAUAAAUAUGGCCCAAAAGUCUUGGAGUAAUCAUCAGCCAUUAUCAGAAGGAUAUAAGGCAUCCAAGAAACCGAUAGACGAUGCCUAUGGUAAAGACCAAAACGCUGAGAGAAAUAUGACUGUUAACGUGAGUAGAAGGACAUGCAAAGAGCAGAGUUUUUCAAAACCUGUGCUGGCAUCCAGCAAGAUUAUCAAAAGCAGUCAUGUGCCUGCAAUGGAUUUGAAUAAUAAAAGACUUGAUAAUCUGAAAAAGUCAUCUAUUUUAGAAACGGGUAGCUUGAUUCCUAGGGUUGAAGAUGUACCAACAAAACAUGAAGGAAUUGAAAGCUCUUUUUCCAGUUACUCUAGUCCUGUCAAACUCAUGUUUCUCUCUGAGGUUAAAAGCAGUGAAGCAGUCAAAUACAUUUUGACUUCAGUUGGUACUUCAGAAUCAAAUAUUGAUCUUCCUUCUGAAAAAUGUCCAAGUCGUCAUGUAAUUGAAGAAAAACAGGAAACAAAUGAAGAUAUCCCAAAUGCUAACUUUGAAAAUUACAGUUCUAAUCAUAAUGGUGUUGACACUCCUCAAGGAGAACUAAAGAAAUUUAAUUGUGCAAACGAAAUUCCAGAAUCUUCUACAAUGUAUAUAGCUAAUAUGAAUAGUGAUAAGCCACAAGAAGAACCGAACGAAAAUUCAAGCAAUGCAACUGAUUCAUCUUUUAAAAGAAAACCAGGUAGACCUAAAAAAAUAGGUCCCCAAGUUGUGAAACAGAUUAAGCGACCAAUUGGAAGACCGCCAAAACCUAAAACGGAUCAAACAGACAUCCCUGUUUGCCAAAACAAGGCCUUUAGUGCUGAAGAGAAAAGCCCAGAAUCACUCGUAUCAGGAGUAAAAGAAGGUCUUUAUAAAAAUAGUAUCACAGUAACUGUUGUUUAUGGACGGUCAAGAAGAACUAAAAGGUAUGUUUCUGAAGGAAGUGUAAACAUAAACAAUGUUAUGUCUUUCAACAAUAAUGUUGCUGAUUUUUCAGCUGAAUACAGUAGUCUGAGACAUAUUAGAGACCUCAAAAUCGACUCCACUGAAAGAGUAAGUGCUGUAUCAAGUUUGACUACUGAGAGUGAAACCUUGGGGCCUGGCUCUGAGUAUGUUAGACCGAUCAAGAACAAGUCUGUAAUACCUCGCCUCUCCAACAACAUUAUUCAACCAAGCCAGAAGCCUUUGACAGUAGUUAGGAAGCCUGGUAGGCCUGCAAAAGUGAAAAUCUCUGGCAUAUCUGUGACUAUUAAUAGAAUUUCACCUCAGGAAAGAGAAGUAAGUAUUAACAGCUACUUACCUCCUUUAGAAAAGGGGAAUGUGUUAGGAAAGAGUUUGCCUGAAGAAAAGUACAAUCGCCGGUGUAAUGAAAGAGAGAGAGCAAGGCACACGGAAGCAGACAUUUUAAAGAAUGGAUCAAAAAGUAUGGCUGCUGCUAUACCUUUGAGAUACUCUAUGAGAGACAGAAAACCAUCUCUGCAUUUUCUGCAUUCAUUAACAUCUUCUAGACCCCUCAUUUAUAGAAACGCUCUGCUCCAUAAAUCAUAUAAACUCCAUUUGCAGAAAAGUAAAGGCCAGAAGGAAAGACAUAGGCAGUCAAGGAUAAAAAUAGCUUCCAAAGGUACCUCAGGAGCUAGAAAUUCAAGGCAUGCAAAAAAGUGUUUGGAAGAUGACAAAUUAAUACCCAUUGCUGAAGUAUCCAUGGAUCCUAUAAUUUCAUCAAACUCUUUACUCAGGUGGUGGGCUACUUCUUCAAACGAUUCUUUAUUGGAGGAAUUAAACAAUAGAUUUGAGCAAAUAACAAAUGCUUGGGUGCAAGUGAGUGGAGAUGAAGCUGAAAAUUCUGUUCAUAAAAACAGAGAACACAUUGAAAACGAUCAUUUCAAAAUAGCAAACCCUUUGGAAACCUGCCUUGUGGAACUUGAAGUUUCACCUGUAAAAAUGCUUUUUCAGAAAAAGUAUGAUUUAAAUGAACUCUGUACCUGGUUUAUGCAAACGACAGAAACGCAGUCUCUUUCAUUAGUUAGAAAAGCAAAUGCUCGAAACCCUUUGGAGGUAAUAAAUACCAGGGAAAUUAAAUUAGGGACCAAGCAUUCUGAUUUUAAUACCAGCCCCAUCAGAAAGCACUUUAAAAAAUUUGCACUAUCCUCUCCUUCAAAAUCAGCAGGGAAAUUGCAUAUAUUGCAUAAAAUGGUUAGCUCUCCUGUCUUAAAAGUGAAAAAUAAUUUAACACUAGCAAGAUUAAAAAGGACUGAGUUUAAAAGGUUGCAGCAUGACAGGUGGAGAAGAGAGAGAAAGCUGCGCAACCGUGAAAUGGUUGGUUGGAACUCUCAAAGGAGAAACUUAAGAUUUUUCUGCCAGAGCCAAUUUUUAAAUAAGACUGAGGAAGGAACACAUGUUGACAUCCCACUCCAAGGAAGCAGCACAGUAGAUAAUCAGCUUAUUUUGCCACCUGAGAUCAGGGAUGACUUUCUGCAACAGGCAGUGGCUGGCUUCAAAACACACGCUAGUUUAGAGAAUAAGUUUAAGUCAGAAAUAAAGGAGAAUGAGACAAAUUGCAGCCAAAAAGAAGAAAAGGGACCAAAGCUAGGAAAUGUAUGUGCAAAUGAUUGGAAGUCAAAAACCUUAAAAGAUUGUAGAAUAUUUUUGAGGAAGAUCAACUAUCUUGAGCACAGAAAUACUUUUAGGUUAAAUACAAUCAUGUACUCUCCUGACCCUACUGACAAUGGAAGUAAUCGUCAGACUCAGAGAGAAGAAUCAAAGCGCUUUACCUUAAGAUCCCAUUCCGCUAGGCAAAAUCCCUUGAAAAUGCUGUCUAAAGAAAUAGAAAAUGCUAAAGCAAAUAACCCUUCUGCCAAUAAAUUUGCCAGCCAACAUGGCAAUAGUAAAUUAAAUAAAUGUGUUAACUAUGACAAGAAUCAUUCCGAUAGCUCUGUAGUCCUUAGCAAGUUGAGCAAAAGAAAAAGACCACCUUGGAAGACCACAGAAAUGUCAACAAAAAGACAUAAACGACAGUCUUGCAAGAGUGGACAAAUGGCAAACUAUUAUUCAAAAUCCCAGCUAGGUCAUAAUGAGAAAAUAUUUACUGUGAAUUUGGGGAAAUAUGUGAGAUCAGUGUCUUCGCAAGUGCAUGUUCAUAGUCUUCAUUUGGUGAGAACUGGAUGAAAUGAAGUAGAUAUUUUAAUAUAAAAACUAAUCAGUUCAUCAACACAUUCUUUUUUAUAUGGGCUUCAUAUUGCCGCUUUGCUAAUUGCCAAUGCCGUAAGUAAAAUUAUUACUUUGACUCUGUUUAAAGUAUUCUAAUACAAUUAGGAAUUUUUAAUUAAUACACCUUUUGUUUACGGUCAGGUUUUGGUUGUUUUUUUUUUUUUUACCCCAUCAUAAUUCUCUGAUAAACUGAGUAAAGCAAGAGUUUUAAGUUUUGAAGUGUUUCUAACUUUUGCCACAAUACUUUAUUAAAAUAUAAAGCAGCUACUUUGAUAAUCCAGUGUGUUGAUAUUUUUUCUUAAAAUUUUUCUUGAAUAUUUUAUAUCCCAUUGCUGUUUCAACCAUUACUGAAUUUUCAGGAUAUUCUGCUUUCCGACUAAUUGCCCCAUGUUUUUUAUAGAAAACCAUUCAACUUAUUUAACAAUCACUGAAUUGUGAUUUGCCAGACAUUGUAUUAGAUAUUACCUAUAGUGGAACUCAAAGAGGUUAUCUAAAAGAUAUGCCAAGUUGUUUUUGCUUUGGCAACAUAUAAUUAGUGUAACUUGAGAAAAGAUAAUCUGGCUGAUUGUCCAUACUAGUGGAUAUGGAGUACAGAACUAUUUUCAAGCAUAGGAUUAAUUUUCUAAAUCUGGGAGUCCAGCCCAGGGCCUGGUUGUGUAAAUAAAGUUUUAUUGCAACACAGCCAUGCUCACUCUUCUGCAUAUUAUCCAUGGCUGUUUUUGUGCUAGAGUAACCGAAUACCAAAUUGAGUAGUUGCAACAGAGGCCACUUGACCUGCAAAGCCUAAAAUAUUUACUCUCUGGCCUUUUGCAGAAGAACUUUGCCAACCCUGCUUUAAAUCCUUAGAAUUUUAAUAUAGCGUGGCUAGGGGGGAAAAUGCCAUGGAAAUUUCAUUUAAUUGAUUGAAAUCAUUCUAUCCCAUUCAUCCCCAACUUCCCAUCCGUUCCCUCCCUUCCCCGCACAGUACAGUAUAUUUCUUAUGCUUUCUGACAUGUUAGUGUUUUGUUUUUAUGGGACAAGACCUGUUUUAUUAUCCAGCAGAGUGGUGCUGGAAGAGCCAUGAGUGCCAAUAUGGUUUUGUUUUGUAAAUCUUUAUUGAAUGGCCCUGCAGCGUCCAAGCCUGCUUUUAUUUUAUCUGAGGUAAGUUCAAGGGUCACCCUUCUCCUCAACCAGCUGCUACUACCUGUUAGAGAUUGAUUUCAGUGCUUCGUAUCAUGAUACGUUCCUGCCUCAGGGUCUAAGUGUUCAUCCCUUCUCUCCCCUCUUUUCUUCCUUUUCUAUUUCUUCACUUGGGAAUACAAAAUUCUCAGUUCAGCUUUCAUGGCUGCCUUUCUCCCUCUCUCUCUCAUUUUUCCCAGGCAGUAAAUUUUUCUCUUUAUAGUGGAGCUGAGGAUUCUCGUGACUAUCGUUAUAGUAAGCCUACUGAAUUCACCUACGGUUUAAUGGGAAGACAAGACUGGGCAGGUAUCUGACAGUUUCAUCCUGCUAGGUUUUUUUGUUUGUUGCAUUUUAAUUAGCAUCUUGGCAUUUUCUUCCCUCCAGUUCCCGGCAACCUGGAAAACUGCUACUUUCUGUGCUUUACAAACAUAGAAAGCUAGAUUUUAGAAGCUUGUUUCUAUAGAUUCCAUUAAUUUAUUCAUUCAAAAAAAAUUGUCUCCUAUGUGUCUGGCAGUAUGCUAGACACAUGGGGUAUAAUGGUGGACAAAAAUAGAUAUGGUUCCUGCCCUCAUGAGUCAAGAUUAUUUGGAGACAUAGACAUUGCUUAAAUAAUUACACAAAUCUGAUAAGUUCUCAGUAUGUCAGUUAUCUUUCAAAGAUAUUUUUAAAAUAAUAAACAUUUUUCACACAAAUUUACUAUUCCUGGUGCUCUUUAUUUUUGUUAUAAAGAUCCAAUAAUCUUCCUUCUUCCUAAGUAACUUCCAGCAUUUCUUGUAGUUUAGGUCUGCAGUUAAUUAACUCAGCCUUGCCUUCGUAUGUCUGAAAAAGUCUUUAUUUCACUUUUGUUUUUGAAAGAUAUUUUUGCUUAGUAUUGAAUUCAACUUUGACCAAUUUUUUGUUUUUUUUUUUCUUUUAGUACUUGAAAGACAUUGCUUCACGGUCUUCUAGCUUACAUUGUUUCUGAUGAGAAGUCUGCUGUUAUUCUUAUCAUUGUUCCUCUGUAUGCAAUGUGUCUUUUUUUCCUCUGGCUGCUUUUAAGACUUUCUCUUUAUUGCUGGUUUUCAGUAAUUUGAUAAUGAAAGUGCCUUGGCAUGGUUUCCUUCAUGUUUCUUCUGCUUGGGGUAUGUGAGUUUUUAGUGUUCAUCACAUUUGGAUAUUUCUCAGUCAUUGUUUCUUCAAAUAUGUUUCUAUUUUCUCUCCUGGGAUUCCAGUCACAAGUAUUUUGUGCCACAGAUCACUGACACUCUGUUCAUUUUUGUUAAUUUUUUUUCCUCUUUGAUUCAUUUUGGAUAGUUACUAUGUUUUUAAGCUCAUUAAAUUUUUCUUUGCUGGUGUCUAAUCUGCUGUUAAUCCCAUACAGGAUAUUUUUCUUUAUAUAGUUAUAUAUUUUUGACUCCAGAAGUCAAAUUGAGUCUUCUGUAUAUCUACCAUAUUUCUCCUCAUCAUGCUCAUGCUUUCCCCAAUUUCUGGAACAUAUGGAGUUUACAUAAAAUACCUGUUUUAACAGCCUUGUCUGCCAAUUCUGUCAUCUGUUAUUACUUUGUCGAUUUCUAUUGAUUUAUUUUUAUCCUUAUUAUGGGCCAUAUUUUCAUGUUUUUGCAUUCCCGGUAAUUUUGGAUUAGAUGCCAGACAUUGUGAAUUUUAUGUUGUUGAGUGUUGGGGUGUGUCAGGGGAGGGGUUAUGUUUUAAAUAUUUUGGGGCUUUGUUCUGCAACACAGUUAAGUUACUCAGAAACAUUUGGCUUGUUUUUUUAGGCACACCAGAACAGCCUGUAGUCUAAGAUGGUGGUUCUCAAUCGGAGAUAAUUUUGCCUUCCCCCACCCCAAGGAUAUUUGGCAGAGUCGGAAGGCAUUUUCGAUUGUCAUAACUUGGGUGCCAUGGGCAUCUAGUGGGUAGAGACCAGGGAUGCAGCUAAACAAUCUACAAUGCAUAGAUAGCCUCCCACAACAAAAAAUUAUCUAGCCCAAAAUGUUAAUAGUGCCAGGGUUGGGAAAACCUCUUUAGGGCUAAUUUGGUGGUGCAGUGGUUAAGAGCUUGGCUGUUAAUCAAAAGGUCAGCAGUUCAGAUCCACUAGCAUCUCCUUGGAAACCCUAUGGGGCAGUUCUACUCUGUCCUAUAAGGUUGCUAUGAGUCAGAAUCGACUCAAUAGCAAUGGGCUAUGAAGCAAUAUCAAUACACACCUGAGAGCUCUACACAGUGCCCCAUUUGUUAGGAGGUCUUUUCAUUUUGGCUAGUGGGAACACAACUAUAUCCAGCCUGAUGUAAUAGCCAGGGAUUAUCUGCCUGGUCCUUUUCAGUAGCCCUUUUCACAGUGUUAGGAAGUAUUCAAACUUACCAGUAUUCAUCGCUAGACUCUAGGGGAUCUCUCAUUCUCAGAAACUGUCUCUUGGAAACUCUCUCCUCUCCUGUACUCUGCCCCACAAAUUGUGGUCACUUUGGUCUCCCUGAACUCCAAACUCUGUGUCCUCAAUUCAGGAAAACUUCUGAUCUCUGUUUGAAUUCCCCUCCCUGUGUUGCAGCCUAAAAACUCUCCAGAAGUAAGCCAGACCAAUUUGUUUCCCUUCUUUCGGUGAUCACUGCACUUCCUGCCAUUCAGAUUCUUAAAAUGAUCCUCCUUCCCUUCCUCCCUCUCCCCGCCCCCUUUUUUUCUUCCCUCCUUUCUUUCUGUCUUAUUUAAGGUGAGUUGUAAAUCUGGUUUCUGUUACUCCUUCAUGGCCAGAAGCAGCAAUGCCAGAUGAAAUCUUUCAGCAAACAUUUAUCAAUCUUCAGCUAUUGCUAGGUCUAAUACCAGUGCUAGAAAUAAAGUACUGAACGAGACCAACAAGGUUCUCUACUUCCAUCAAGCUUGUAUUUCAGUGGGAGGGAGAAACAAAAUAGAAAACAUGAAGCAGUAAUAAAUUGUCUUAAUGAAAUUGGACAAUUAGGAGUUUAGAGAGGGAACUACUUUAAGUAGUUGGGAAAACCCUCUCUGAAAAAGUAACAUGUAAGCUGUGGGUAGAGUUAUCUAGGAUAUCACUGAUGACCCAAACUGUGAGUAUGGAUGAGAACUCCUAAAGAGAGAGUGUAGAAUAAGAAGAAAAGAAGACCUGUGACUCAACCUGGAGAAAUUCCAACAGUUAUUGGCCAGGUAGUGUAAGGUGCCCUGCAGUGGAAGUGACUGAUAACCGAGACAAAAGGAAAGCCAGCAAUGUGUUUCGUUUCAAAAGCUAAGAGAAGUUGACUUUCAAGAAAGAAGGAAUGGCUACCAGAGUUGAAUGUCCCUAAGAGGACAAGAAAUUUGAGAACGAAAGAUUGCUUAUUAAAUUUAUCAAUGUGAGGGUCAUUGGUGACUUUAUUAAGCGCUGUUUUUGUGGAGUGAAAGGACAAAGGACUGGAAGCCAAAUGGAAGUAGGUUCAAGAAUAAGAAGGUAAGAAAAUGGAGAGUGAUUUUAGGAUAACUCUUUAGUCUGUCUCUAAAAGUGUUAACUUGGGGAAAAUGAGUGAUUGAAUAAAGUUUUCUUUUUUAUUUGUUUGUUAAAGAAUGAGAGACAUUCUUUGACUUGUUUAAACACCAUGGAAAGGAUCCAGUUGAGAAGAGAUGGUUAUCUACUGCCACAAUAGUGCUAUAUUACAAACCAUCCCAAAACUCAGUGGCUUAAAAAAAUAAACAUUUAUUUUGCUCAUGGGUCUGUGGGCUGGCAAAUUAGACUGGGAGGUUCUUCUGAUCUUGACUGGGCUCCCUCACAUGUCUUCUUAUUAGCCGCCUUUCAGAUAUGUGCUCCACGUGUCUCCCAUCUAUCCAGCAGACUAGCCCAGGCAUGUUCUCAUGGCAAAGGCAGAAGUUUCAGUAAGUGGAAAUGUCCAAACCAUUUAUCAAGCUUCAGCUUGCAUCAUAUUUGCUGACAUCUCAUUUGGCCAGACCACAUCACAUGGGUGAGGCAGAAUGGGAAGACACCACAAAAUUACACAAUGAAGAGACUGAAUAUAGGGAUGAGUAAAGAAUUGGGGCUAUUAAUGCAAUCAGUCUACCACAGAUGGUAUAUCAGAGGGGAAGGGGAGCAGGAAUUAUUGGUUAUGAGCAUUGAUGAUAAGAUUCUGAGAAGGCAGGUGAGAACAGAGUCCAAAACAUCUUAAGUCAUGUCAGCUUCUGCCUUCUUUACUGUUAAUUUAUUGGCGUUAUUAUAGAGCAACAGCUUGCUAAUUGCUUUUAACUUCACAUUAAGUUAGUAGUGAAAUUUCCUUUUUUAAAUCAUUUUUUAAAGGUGGCUGAGUCACAUUUAUGUAUUUGUUGGAUAUUUGAAUGCUUAUUAUAUUUAAGACACUGUUACAGGUACAGUUUUGUUGUAUUAAUAUACAAGUUCAUUAAAUGCAGGGGAAGUCUUUCGGAUCCUACAUGGUCAUGGAUGUCUUCUAAAUUGUUUUGCAGAACAGACUGUGUUCAUUGAUUUCUAAGAGGAUUGGUUUUGUCCCCUUGAUCUGAUUAUAAUUACUUUUAUUUCCCAUUCAACUAAAAACUCAAGUAGAUACCGGAUUUCUCAGUUAUAAAAACAUUUUUCCACUCUACAUGUUCUUGUGUGAAUUCUUGACUACCGUGGUUUUCUCUAAUAGUUAUAAUAGCACUUACUUGUUAUGAAGCACCUACCCUGCACCAGUGUGCUAAUCUCUGUAUCAUCUUUAUAUUGAAAAAAAAAAAAAAAGGAAUUUUCCUAAAAUUGUUCCAAAUAAGUUAGAAAUCUAGAGUUGUAAUCGAACAUUAUCUUAUUUCAAAGUCUUGUUCUUAAUCACCAUGUUCUGCUGCUUCUCCACAUAAUCACACUGGAUAAUUAAAAGCAAGUUAGAAGAAAAUUCUGACUUAAAUUCUCUCAUUUAACAAUCUCUUAUAUGGUGGACACUGCAGAAACAAACCAUACAGAUAGACAACCAUUUUUAUUCCUAAUAAAAACUCAUGUACCUUUUUAUUUUUUGUAUGAGUACUAGCAUUAACUCACAUUUAUUGACUCUUAACAAUGUAUCAGCAGACCAAGAAUUUUAUAUGUAGUCCCUAUACCAAGUGCUUUACGUAAACUCAUUUAAUAAUCACAUUAUCAUAAUGAGGUGGGUGUUUUCACUGUCUUCAUUUUCCAGGUAAAUAAAAAAUUGGAGCUAAGAGAGCUUAAGGAACAUGCAUCCAGCUGGUCAGUGGUUGGAUUCAAGAUCGGAACUCAGGUUCUACAACACCUCCUCUGCCCCAGCUUACUAAAAUCCUCAUCCCUGAAUAUUUUAAAUAUUCUCUUGAGCCUCUCAUUCUGCUGUGAUUAGUCUCUCUGUAAUCCGUUAGUUCUCAGUUACUCUCUAUCACAUGCUGCUUUUUUAGCUCAGUAAUUUAUGUAUACCUUCUCCCCCUGCCCCAUUACUAAGCUACAGAAUUCUUGAGAACAGACACCAUCACGCUUUGUUUAAUUCCUAGUGUAUUAGUUAGGUACUGCUUGGCUACUGAGGGAAGAGUUCUGACCGAAGCUACCACCGGACCUGGUUGAUGAAUACAUGCCAACUCCCCUUAGAACUCAAACCCUGCUUUGUGGCACGAAGGUCCUCUCUCCAUAUAAAGACUCCUGGAGCCUCAGCACCAUCAAUAUCAAAGAGUCCAAUAGACGAAUCACUCUUCCUUUUUAUAACUUACACAUCAGAAACAUGGGAAUACAAUUGUCCACAUUGUGAAGGUUCUCUGAUCUAGACCUGUGCAUUUAACAACCCUAUCACAAUAUAUGGGUAGGUUCAUGGAGAUAGCAGACUCAAGGGUAGUGCUGAACCACAGUAGGUAUUCAGUACAUUUUUACUGAGUUAAAACUGGAAGACACCAUUUCCAGAGGUAUUCUGUGGUGGAAGUAACCAGUCAUCCAGACCUUGUAGUUAAAUUGACGAAUUCAAAUUUGAUGAUGUUGGGUACAUUAUAGUAACUGUUCAAAUUCCAAAUUCUAUACCAAAAUCCAAUUUAUGCAAGCAGCUGACUUCUUUCUCCCUUUGAAAAGAUGAAUUUGUGCUCCCUGAAACCCUUGACCUAAAGAAUACUCUUAACAGUAGCUCAAAAAGAAUUCUAUGCCCCCCCCCCUUUUUCCCCCUGAAGCUGAAAGAGAUGAGCAGAAGCUCCUUAUUUAGAUAAAUGCUAUGAUGCUACGAGGAAGCUUCAUGCUGUACAGCUCUUUUGGGUGGGGUCAUGGCUACUAGCCCUUAGGGAUAACUUUGUGUCUGAAACCUGUAAACCAGACACUUUUCCACUUAUCUCACAUGUAUUUUGAAGAAGUAAAUAGGUAUUAACAUGAAGGUGGGGUCAUGACUGAAUUAAAACAACCCAAGAGCUUGGUUACUAACCAAAAGGUCGGCAGUUUGAAUCCACCAGCUGCUCCUUGGAAACCCUAUGGGGCAGUUCUACCUGUCCUAUAGUGUUGCCACGAGUCAGAAUCGACUCGAUGGCAACAAAUUUUUUUGUUUUUUUUUAAAUAUGGUAGUAGAGCAUAGGCCCUGCAUUGCUGUUGCUAGGUGCUGUCCAGUCAGUUCCGACUCAUAGUGACCCUGUAUACGACAGAACAAAACACUGCUCAGUCCUGGGCAACUAUUGCUGGGUUUCAGCCCAUUGUUGCAGUCACUGUGUCAGUCCAUCUCAUUGAGGGUCUUCCUUUUUGUUGCAGAGACCCUCUACCAAGCGACCAAGCCUAAGUCCUUCUCCAGUGACUGGUCCCUCCUGAUAACAUGUCCAAAGUCCUUCUCCAGUGACUGGUCCCUCCUGAUAACAUGUCCAAAGUACCGGAGACAUAGUCCUGCUGUCCUCCCUUUGAAGCAGCAUUCUUUAUGCCCCAUUCUUCUUCAUAUAAUCCAGCUUCUCAGAUUAUUUGCUCAGCAUACAGACUGUAUAGCAACUGUACAGGACAGAGUAGAACCACCCCAUAGGGUUUCCAAGGAGCAGCUGGUGGAUUUGAACUGCAGACCUUUUGGUUAGCACCCGUAGCUCUUAACCACUGAGCCACAGGGGCUCCAAAAUAGCCAUAAAGAGAUAGAAAACAAAUUAGGGGGAGAGAGGAGGAGGAGGAGGGAUUGUAACAAAGGAUUAAUUUUCUUAACAACUACACAACAAUUAAAAAAGGUCAUUAUCCCCAUUGGCAAAGGACCCAAAAGGAGAUACAAAUGACUUCUAAAAUGUGAAAGUACGCUUAAUCUUCCUCAUAAAAGAAAUGCAAAUUAAAACAGUGACAUUCCACUUUUUAGCCUAUCUGAUUUUCAGGGAUCCCUAAGUUUUAUUACAUAUUAUUGGUAAAAGUGUGAGGAAAGACAUUUUCAUACGUUCUUGGUCAGAGCGUACAUUGGUAUACUAUGAAGGACAUACCAAAAUUUAAAAGCACACACCCUUUGAUCCAGCUAUUCCACACCUAGAAAUCAACCUUAUACUUGCACAUAUACUUAAGGACACACAUACAAGAAUACUGAAUGCAUUGUUGCUAUUUUAAGCAAAAGAUUAGAACAGCCCAAAUAUCAGUUGAGGACUGAUUGGUGAAAUAAAUUCUUGAUGUACCCAGAGUGGAAUUCUAUGUAGCUGUUAAAGGAACUAAGUUUUUGUAUUAUACAGAUACGAAACAAUCUCCGAAGUAUAUAUUUUUCGAAAGCAAAUACAUAACUAUAGAAUGAUGUAGGGGGUAAAGGGAUGUUGAAACAAAUAUUUCUAUACUUCAUUAUGAAGAGACUAUCUGGAAGAAUACACAAGAAAUUGGUAACAAGAGUUGCCCUUAGAAGAGGGACUAGGAGCAGUGACUUUUCCUUGUAUAACAUUUGUACUGAUUGAUUUAAUUUUACCUAGUUUCAAGCAAAAAAAAACACUUAAAAAUUACAUCGAGUUGAACAGUUACUAAUCCUUCACUUGGUUCAAAUGUGUCUGAUUACAGCACAAAUUCCUGACAUCAAACCUACUUAGUCAAAAUUUUAAUUUUGAAAUAGAAAGGAAUGUUUAUAAACACUCCCUCUAGACUGCAAACUCUGAGAACAUGGAGCAUGUCUUCCUCGUCUUUGUGUCCCAAAAGUGCUUUUCUAAUGAGCGCUCAAUAAAUGAUUGUAAAAUCAUUUAAUUGACUCUGGUAUUGAAAAGGGAAACAAAAAGUGCUCUGGUAAGUACUAGCAAGGUUCUUACAAUGCUCCAGAUAUAUCUGGCUUUAGGACACUGGAAAGAAAGCGUUCUAUUUUUCUGUAACUUAGUUUCUCUGUUAAAAAAUAAAUAAAUCUCUUGUAGCUUUAAUGUUCUAAGGUCUCUGGUUCCAGCACCUCAUAGGCUGACUGUACUCCUCUAUCCAUGGUACUUGGUGGAUCAGCAGUGCCCAAACCGUGACUGCACACCUACUUGUUCUUUUUAACUGUAUAUAUACUUAUGAAUUAAACACAGUCUGUACGUUACUAGUAAAGCUUAGUUCUUUUUUAAAACAAAAUAGUACUUACUUUCUAUACAUGUGUAUGGCCUUAUGCAUAAAUAAAAAUAUGAAGACUAAGUAGUCCUCAAAGGAAGGAAAAACAUUACUGCUUUAUCUGAGCUUUGCCUACUCAAAGACCAAAACUUGAAGUCCCUGAGGCCAUCAAUCUAAUAAUUGUAACCAAUUAAAACUUUUUUUCUAAAAUCAGUUAAGAUUUCUGAUAUGAAUGAAAAUAUUGUUUUGGAUCUUUUUUUCAUCUGUCACACAUCAAGCUGAGACUUAAAUAUACUCCUAUUUUUUAUUAAUCACAUCUGUUUUGGUUCUUUAAAGUGAUUGCUACUUUUGAUGAGUAAUCUUUUAAGUUACUUUGUAGUUUAUGUCAUUUUACCUACUAUCUAUAAUAGUUAUAGUUGAAACCAUGUCAUUCAGUGGAACUGGCACUGUUUGCCUGGGAGCCUAGGGAGAACAUGAUAAAAAAAAAAGCAAAACAAAAACUCACUGCCAUCAAGUCGAUUCCAACAGCUGUGUUAAAAUACGGCAAAACAUUGUGGUUUGUUGAAUGGCAAAUGAGUCAAUUGGCUGAAGCUGCAAAAGGGAUCUGAAAAAAUGCUACUGGAGUCUGGAUGUUGCCAUUUACUAACUCUAACAAGUCACUUAAGUACUAGACACCUCAUUUCCUUGUUAGUAUAUAAAUAAGAUUUUUAGACUUAAAGUUGGAGAAAGCAGAGGAGCGACUUAGUCUAACCACAGAGUUGAGUGUUAAAUGAGCUGAUGUAUGAAAAACUAUACAAUUCCUAAGUGUAAGGAUUCACAUUUGAAGAUGUGAAUUGGCUACCAUAAAUAUUUAAGACAAGGAAUUACACGUGUACAUGUGCAUUACAUGGGGGGUGGACUGACUAUCCUUCGGACUCACGUUUCUGUGAUUCUGAAGAGUAGCACUCUGUCCCAGAUGUUUCAUUACAUGAUUUUUACAAACGUCCAUCAAAUUUUCACUGAGCUGCUGCUGUGUAUUCAGCACCGUAUGUGUCUCCAGAGCUAAGAAUAUUAACAUCCUUCCCUUCAGGUCCAGUAGGUGCUACCAGACUAUCACACACGAAACAAUAGCAGACAACCCAGAAUAGUUUUAAGUGUAAAGGGGAGUUAAAUAAACAAAACAAAAAAAAAACCCAUUGCCAUCGAGUCAAUUCCAACUCAGAGCGACCCUAUAGGACAGAGUAGAGCUGCCCCAUAGGGUUUCUAAAGAGCAGCUGGUGGAUUCAAACUGCCAACCUUUGGUUAGCAGCCAUAACUCCAGACCACUGCACCACCAGGGCUCCCGAAGGGGAGUUAGAAGCCCAGAAAUCUGUGGAGAUACCCAAAUUGUGUGAUUUGGGUCAGGACCUGAAAUAUGGGUUGGUUAAACAAAGUGGAGGGUAAGUUUUCCCACGUGGGAACAACACAAAUGGAUAGGAAUUGUGUUUAAUGAGUUUGUGAAAUAAGAUACAAGUCUGACCAGAACAGAGGGUGUGCAUUAGGCAAUAAUGUUGAAUAGAGAACUGUCCAACCUGAUAUUAAUCCAAACAAGCUACAAACUUUUACAUAAAUACAGAAAUUCUGUGAUUUAGGCAGCCAGAAUAAAUACCCUGUGGAUGCCAACACUUGUUCCUCUGUUGAGCUGGCCAACAUGCAGUCUGGACAACUUGACAGUUUUUUACCAUCAAGACAAGACUACAUUUACUCCUGAUAACUUAAUAAUCUCAUUGGAGAGCUAAUUAGUUAAGUAUAAGGGAAAGAGCAAAGGCUUUGAAGUGAGAACAGAUUUGUGUUCCAAUUCUAGCCCAGUAACUGGGGCAUAUUUGUACUUGACUGAGACUCACUUUUAUCAUAUAUUAGGAUAAGUAAACCAACCAUGGGGCAGUUCUCUGUCCCGUAGGGUCGCUUCAAGUUGGAAUUGACACAACAGCAAUGGAUUUAUUUUUGUUAUACUAACCUCGCUUGGUUGUUGUAAUAUUUAAACGAGAUAAUGGAUUUGAAAAGUGCCUUGAACAUAGCAGGCGUUCAACAGAAGUUCCUUCUUCCUGUUUCAAGGUGGCUCGGAGACUGGUAGGCUAAAGGACAAGUUGUGGGGUUGAAUCUUGCCAGGCUCAGCAGGUUAAGUAAGGAAUGCCCUUUCUGAAGUUUACUAAUGUAAUCCGUAUAUGCAAUUUUUUGUUCAGUGUAUCUGAGUGAUCUCUGAAGUACGUGGCUUACACGUGGCACUGUUCUUUUUACUCAGUUCUGUAAGAAGGCAAGAGCUGAAAAAAAAAAAAAACAUUACUUUCAGGAUGAUAAGUACUAU